AUGAGUAUUGAUUCCUGCAACAAAAUGGGAACAUUGAGACAAUUGAUGGUUGGCUGAAGCUGGUCAUUGCUGACCUCUUCCUUCUUUUCCUUUUAAUUAUUUUUCUCUAAAUUUAAGGACUUCGUAUCAAAAUCUCUUUCUUUUUAUUGUUUUCUUGCUUUCUUUCCACGUUUUCUUUUGUUGGUGAAGGUGUUUAUUUUUUCUCUUCUCUACAAUGGCUACUUCAAGAUGGAUCAGGCCUGAGGUGUUUCCUCUCUUUGGAGCUGUUGGUGUAGCUGUUGGCAUUUGUGGGAUGCAACUUGUUAGGAAUAUCUGCACAAACCCAGAAGUCAGGGUGACCAAAGAGAACAGGGCUGCAGGAGUGCUGGAGAACUUUGCUGAGGGUGAGAAAUAUGCAGAACAUAGCUUAAGGAAAUUUGUCCGCAAAAGGCCUCCUCAGAUCAUGCCAUCAGUCAAUGGCUUCUUCUCUGAACCUGAUAUUCCAAGUUCUAACUAGAAAUUCAGUUCAACCAUUGAAAAUUUGAAUGUAAUAGGACAUUAUUAUUAUUAUUAUUAUUCCGUUUUAAGGGAAUGAAGCAAAUGCACAUUGCAAGUUGAAGUCUUUGAUAUAUGGCGAAACAGUAUUGCAUAAUAAAGUUCAUCUGUACUAUUUCUGUU
Messenger RNA from Manihot esculenta (cassava), 657 nucleotides. RefSeq lists its product as uncharacterized. The record is from RefSeq and is a predicted model, not a curated record. The coding region runs from base 215 to 496 and encodes 93 amino acids. NCBI's taxonomy places the organism in Eukaryota, Viridiplantae, Streptophyta, Magnoliopsida, Malpighiales, Euphorbiaceae. The transcript is spliced from 3 exons.